CAAAUUUUUUUUACAUGUUAAUGUUACCAGUAAUAUAAAUUAUCAAAAUUUGUUGAUAGGUACGGCCUGCCAGUACUAAAGUAAAUACUCUUCAAUGAAUAGAAGUGUCUGACAAAGAACAGCUGCCUUUAUUUAGUUCAUCGUUACGAGCGUUUGCAUAUUGUUUAUGGUGAAUACAAUUUCAUUAGAUAUCAUUGGUUAAAAUUUCAUUUUGAUAGCCAAUGAAAGAAAAGGUAAUAGUAAAACGAAAACAAGCGUCCAUUUUCUUUCUCCUGUAGCUUCUGUAUCUUGAGUCAGUUUUUAAAAGAAAUCUAAUUAUAAUUAAUAAAUGGCGAAGACACAAAGCCAUCCUAAAGUUUGAAGAAGUAUAUUGUAGGUAACAAUAUCUGCAUGUUCCGCUCGUGACAAGAACCAGAUGAUGAUUGAUCACAUGAAGAUUUCCCGCGAUCAUAUCAUGACAAGGUCUAUUACCAAACAUUCGUAACACGACGCUGCCUCAGCAUUGCGUCUGAUAAGACCAGUUCUCUGACGGUCUUUUGGGGUCUUUCUGUUGCGUCUGUUAAUCUUUGAAGGACAUGGUUCGAGCCAAUACUUUGGCCACCCAGGAGGGUGUAAAGACCCCUCAUCGCAUUGAGUUAUGUGAGCACCAGCCUGUCAGACCUACCCGUACCUAUAGAAAGCGCAGGAUUAUAGCUGCCACACCCACAAAGACUGAGAAUGUAGAAGUGAAAUCUGAACCAAAAAUAAAGAAAAUUGAUGUAAAAUCCAAACCACUGAAAAAUUGUAACGGGUUCACAAACAUGACCAACGGACUCAGUGUGCGUUCCCGAGCAGCUCGGGCCGCCGCCCGUGCCGCAGAAAGCCACAAACUAACUGAAUAUUUUAAGGAAGAACUAAAGAGUCCUAAGGUUGAACGUCCUCCUACACCCAAAGAUAUAGAAAAGACUGUCAAAGUAGAACCUAAAAUCACAAAUGGAAAUUCAAAUCAUAAGCUAACGGAGUAUUUCCCUGUGAGACGUAGUGUUAGGAAGACUUCUAAAUGUGUGAUGGCAGAGAAGAUGAGAGAUUUGGAACGGGCUGUGAGAGAACAAAGAGAAGAUGGGCUGGCGGUGGCAUAUUUCGAAGGCAAAGGGCGCGGCAUAAUCGCGACGCGGCCCUUCUGCCGCGGCAGCUUCGUAGUGGAGUACUCGGGGGAGCUGGUGGGCGUGCAGGAGGCCCGCGAGCGCGAGCACAUGUAUGCGCAGGACCCCGAGGCUGGCUGCUAUAUGUACUACUUCAGACUGCAGGACCAACAGUAUUGUAUCGACGCAACAGCAGAAUCGGGCCGCCUCGGCCGCCUAGUGAACCACUCGCGCACCGGCAACCUGCACACGAAGGCGCUGUGGGUGGACCGGCCGCGCCUCGUGCUGCUGGCGGCCACGGACAUCGCGCCCGGCGAGGAGCUCACCUACGACUACGGCGACCGCUCCAAGGAGUCGCUGCAGCACCACCCCUGGCUCGCGCUCUGACGUGUGACAGGUGAGAGUGUACAAGUACCUGACGCUACAUACAACCUGCACACGAAGGCGCUGUGGGUGGACCGGCCGCGCCUCGUGCUGCUGGCGGCCACGGACAUCGCGCCCGGCGAGGAGCUCACCUACGACUACGGCGACCGC
Cydia pomonella (codling moth) is the source of this 1655-nucleotide messenger RNA. RefSeq names its product histone-lysine N-methyltransferase Set8 (gene Set8). The transcript is spliced from 5 exons. The coding region runs from base 576 to 1508 and encodes 310 amino acids. The record is from RefSeq and is a predicted model, not a curated record. Gene Ontology annotation, molecular function: histone H4K20 methyltransferase activity; protein binding. Lineage: Eukaryota; Metazoa; Arthropoda; Insecta; Lepidoptera; Tortricidae.